UUCUGUUAGUCCCCUCAUUCUUUCUAUCGUCUUUGUCUCUCUAAAAACCAAACAAUGACAAGCAAGAGAAAAGGGAAUUGGACAGCGGAGAAAGAUAAGAACUUGUGCAGUUCUUGGGUGAUGAUAUCGGAAGAUGGAGCUGUGGGUGUCAAUCAAAGGGAUACAAGGUUCUGGGAUAGAGUGGCGGCGCAAUUUCGAUCGAACGAUCGAAACACAUCUCGUACUAUUAAAAGCAUGGCUAAUCGAAUGGGCACAAUCACCAAAUACUGCAAGUGUUGGAAUUCAGCUAUCCAAAGGGCAGAGAGGAAUCAACCAAGUGGCACGAAUCAAAUGGAUGUGGAGCAUAUGGCAGAACAACUCUAUUUAAGCGAGACCGGAGAAAAGGGGUGGACUUUUGGUCAUUGUUGGUGGAUCUUGAAAAGAUGCCAAAAAUUUCAUACCGUGAUAAUAAUGCCAUCUUCAAAUCAAAGCCGCAUGAGUCAAGGUUCUGAUGGUUCUCCCAUGGGUCUUGGUUAUCAAUCAACACCACAGACAGACCUCAAUAACACAGAAGGAGACGAAGAAACUCCACCAUUCGUCGGAGAAACUCCACCGUUCGUCGAAGAAACUCCACCAUUCGUCAUAUCUCGCCCUGCUGGACGCGACAAACAGAAGGCAGCUAAGAAGAAAGGAAAGGGGGUUGUCGAGUCAUCAGAGAGCUACACUGCUCAAUUGCUUGAGUAUGGAAGUGAGUUGAAGGAGAGGCAUGCUUUGAGGACUGAGUAUGAGCGAAGAAGGAUGGAAUUCCAAGAACAAAAAUCAAAGCGUGACCAAGAAAAGUGGGAAGUUGAGAAAAAAGAGAGAGAAGCAGCACUAUUUCGGAACAAUCUUGAUCUUAUUGAAAAGGACUUGUCGAAGUUGACACCAAGAAAGAGGAAGUUUUACAAAAAUCAUCAAAACAUGCUCCUAGGGUAUGAUCAAGAUGAUCCCAACUCUGUUCCCGACUAUUCAUCCAACGCAAGUCAAACUGGAGGUGGAGAUGGAAAUGGAGGAGGAGAUGAAGGUGGAGGAGAUUACGGGAAUUACUAUUCCCUUCUGGGUGAUUAUUGAC
This is a messenger RNA of Linum tenue, 1090 nucleotides long. The record is from the annotation of a GenBank genome assembly. Lineage: Eukaryota; Viridiplantae; Streptophyta; Magnoliopsida; Malpighiales; Linaceae.